AGGGUUCAAGAAAAAGCGUCUGAGACAGGAGGAGAAAUCACGGUCAACUUGUUCUUGUUGACGGCUUUAGGAGGCCAAUAUGACCCAGCUAGUUAUUCAUCCCCAAAAUACGCCCCUUCAAACCAUGUAACAUCGUACGAUGUUCGCAAACUCAUAUCCCAUCCAUCUAUAACCGCACCUACCAACGCACACCAAAAUCCCAACUCCUUGGCUGCCCUGAAAGCGGCGUCAGAAGUCAGUCCCGCGAAAAUUGAUAUACUACUCACCCAUAUUCCUCCUGCUUCCAUUGCUCUUCAUACUCCAAAUGUUCCGAAAGAGUUGGAGUCCCCAAUUGCCCCACCAUUCGAUGACAUUGUCAGGGCAGCUAUGCCUCGGUACCACUUCGUUUCCCGACCUGGGAUAUUUUGGGAACGAGACCCUUUUGGGUGGCCUGCUCAGUGGAGCUAUGCAUUCAGCAUCGUGCCCAUAACACCUCACACUGCCCUUCCGCCUUUACCAGCAAACGCAACAUACAACCCAUAUAUACCACAUGAAGCAUCAAAAUCACAUCCCAUUUCACAACCAUCACCCCCAGCGCAAAAGAGACAUCUGCCUGAAGAUGAUGGACCUCAGUUUCGCUGGUCGAAUGAGGGCCGUGAUGGCGCAAAGCGGCGCAGAACAGAGACGCAGGCCAAGCCCGUCAGUACACUUGCCGCAUUUGUGGCUCGACAGAGGGUUAUGUCUGCCGACGAUGCCAAGGGACUGAUCACUUUAUUCGAGAUUGUCCUACCAAGGAUGAAACCGGUGAUACUGGAGGAAGAAAGCCUCCACCAGGCUAUGUCUGCCGAGCCUGUGAACAGAGUCGAGAGGGAGAAAACACGAGCCAAAGGACCGCCCAAAGAAAUUAGAGGUCAACUACCAGUGACCAACUCUGAUGACCCCAAAAUGAAGGAACUAUUUCCGGUUCCCGGAGGAGGAGAGUUAUUGAUAAUUCCCAUCAGUCAUUACCCUACAUUACGAUCGCUGCCUGCUGAUGAGGCAGGUCCCACUUUGGCUGAGAUUGACAGGUAUGGAUCUUUAACAGCACUUCCUCUCAUCGAUAUAAUGAUACUGACACAACGGAUGCUUCACAGAGUCCAUGCACAGUUGCAUGUCAUUCCAGUACCCAAUUCAAUCCCUCACGAUGAGGUCGAAAGUUUAUUCCACCAGAUUAGCAAACAGUUACGAAUAGAGCUCAAAGAAGGAGCGGAAGAACUAGAAGAUGUGAUGGACAACUAUGUCUCGAUCGAGCUACCUAGUGGCAAAACGCUGGUUCAUAUUAUUGAUGAAGAAUCAAG
Messenger RNA from Acaulospora colombiana, 1316 nucleotides. The record is from the annotation of a GenBank genome assembly. Lineage: Eukaryota; Fungi; Glomeromycota; Glomeromycetes; Diversisporales; Acaulosporaceae.